AGGAGUUGGGUCGAGUCGGUCAGUAACGUGGAAACCCUAAGAGCCAGGAGAGGAGCAGGUUGCGGUUUCGAGCUGCCCCCAGCACAAACGACGAAGCGCCCAUCACAUGGCGCGAGAUGAGCCACUGUGUCCGAAUGCGGAGAUGUAGAGCGUCGAUGUGCGCACCAGCGGUGGAGGAGGAGGAGGAGGUCGAGAGUUUCCGAGAUGCUUGCCCGUCAUCGCAAUAUACGACCGGAGGCGGUUCUGAUACGAUUUGCUUCGUGGAAUUCAUGCGAGGUCGAGCUAUUCCGUGCCUACCUCCCUCGGAAGCAUGUACCUUUAAAGAAAGAGUGCCUCUACAGCUUGCGAUUUUGGCUUGAGUGCCCCCCCGCUGCUGCGGCCGAAACAGGUCAUUUUGCGAAUUGUAGUUGUCCGUGGCCGAAUGAAGGGUACGAGGGAUUGGAUGCGCCAGGGAUAAGGUCGUCCGUCCUCUCGCAGAGUGAGUAGCGAUGGUCUGUAACCAGCGCCUGCAGUAUGGCUGGCAGGCUUGACGACAGCUUUGAACCUCCGCUUUAACAGCCAGUGACCGGGGAGACAGAGGACAACAGCAGAGACUCGGUAACCGGAGCGACCACGUCUUCGGUGACAGCACCGAGGAAUUCCUAGAGCCUUAUUAGGGACGUCGUAGAGUCCAUCACUGUAACUUUGUCGUUGGUCGCUUCGUUGUCCUGAUGUGACUCCAUGUUAGGUUGAAGGAACGCUGUUUUGUUGAACUGACGGUUUGGGUUAUGAAUGUAGGAGCCAGUCUAUUCUGUGUUGUGUGGAGGGUGUAGACAGAUUCAUGCUUCCUCAUUGAUAGAGUAAAGUUGCCACAGUAACCACGUUGGAUAUGGAAGAGUUUGCGGAAUCAUUAACUCACAGCCUCGACUUAUACGCGGUAGACUUAAGUGCCCGUCACUUUACCAAUGCAGAUUGACGAUCUCCGGUUCUUGUGAUCGAGUUUGGAACUCUACAGGAGACUGACUCAAGUCUGUGAACGUGACUGAGCCGGAAACGUUUGCGCCGAGGAAUAGCUCAUUUCCUACAUUUUUUGCUAACCUAGCAAUUUCAAUCUAGUGGUAAUGCGUGAGUCGCUAAUUUUUGUUUUUAAGUUUCGCCUUGCACAGAAACAAUGCGAGGUGCACACUUUGCAUCUGCCACAUCUAAGCACUUCUCAGUUCCGCUGUGAAGUCUCUAGUUUGUGUCACCUCAGUUCUUCUAACAUAGCUCAGUGCAUGUCGGUGAUACUCGUCAAUGACUUCAAGGGUAAAGAGUGCUGGAUGUACUUUAAGCAAAGAGUGCCUUCGCUUAAAUGCAAGUGCUGGUGACAUCAAGCAAAGACUUCCGGUUGACAGCAGAUUAUACCGCAGCACAACGGUACUGUUGCAUGAACACGUGAUAUCAGCCCACUGAAACGUAAAGCCUAAUUACGAUCUCUGAUAUUGGUAAUAGCUGGCGGGGUGCAGCACCGAGGGUUGUGCCAUGAUGUGGCGGCAAGUAUGAGAUCCUGUAGCAAGUUCACAUCAGUCUCAAUGCCUUGAAUGGAGACAUUAUAGAAUGUACGAGGAUCUGUGCCAUCAGUCAAUCUCUUAACAAUGGUAACAGAGAACGUUCAGAUCUUGUACAUGUGUUAUUUUGCUCUUUGCUUGAUGUCACCAGCAUUUGCAAUUAAGCGAAGUCACUGGACUAGCGGCACUCGUUGCCGUAGCUCAAGAUUGCGCAACACACAUGAAAGUUGCGCAUUUUCAAGGCGUGAAACUCUCAAGUCGUAAUUUAGAAACAUCAGUACAACUUACAGAUGUGACAUUGCUGCUUGUGAAAGGAGAGAUAUUCACGUCAGACAUUCCACAGGGCGAUGACGUUCAAGUUAUCAUGCCGUAUAUCUUUCCGAAAAUUCCAGAUGAAGUACCAAAUUAUAGAUUGAUUUGAGGACUUUCGGAAAGGUUUCUCUCAUAUCUAAAGAGCAACUUUGCGCUAGAGUGAUCGGUUUUAUGGGACGAGGAUCUACCACGAACACUGCCUGUGAUCGCGGGAAAUAGAAGGGUAGAUUACUCUAUUGUACAGUUCGAGAUGUAGGAAAGCCGCCGUGAAGUCUAUGUCGACCACUACAGAUGCGUUGUAGCAGCAAAAUGUCACACAGCCUUGCUAGUGACUAGUUUUACAUCUGUCUACGAAGCCGGUUUCAGAUCUGAAACUUGAACCUAAACUGCACUUUCCUCUCUCGGAGGUCAAACUAGGAUUGGGGUUCAACGUUGACGAGAGAUCAUAGAAGGCAUCAGUAACCGACAGUAGCAGACUACGAGUCGACGUACUAUCCUAUGACAUUCUCCACUUGGCAGACGAAGCUUUUAAGCCGGUAGAGUAAUUCACUAGACCAGUCUAACUAACUUUGUUCUUGAGGGACUUGGUGAUUUUGUACAUUAAGUUCUGGCUCCAGUAUGCCUUCGGUUAUUGCAAGUUCCUGG
Messenger RNA from Marchantia polymorpha subsp. ruderalis, 2483 nucleotides. The record is from the annotation of a GenBank genome assembly. Lineage: Eukaryota; Viridiplantae; Streptophyta; Marchantiopsida; Marchantiales; Marchantiaceae.